Messenger RNA from Salarias fasciatus (jewelled blenny), 7003 nucleotides. It is a transcript of the gene brd3b, whose product is annotated as bromodomain containing 3b. The record is from RefSeq and is a predicted model, not a curated record. Bases 2999 to 5044 code for a protein of 681 amino acids. Gene Ontology annotation, cellular component: chromatin; nucleus. Gene Ontology annotation, biological process: regulation of DNA-templated transcription; chromatin remodeling. The transcript is spliced from 11 exons. NCBI's taxonomy places the organism in Eukaryota, Metazoa, Chordata, Actinopteri, Blenniiformes, Blenniidae.
GGGGGUAGCGGGUGGCUGGAGCCAGGUGUUCCUGGGAGGCGCAAAGCGACUCGGUGUGUCGGAGCUGGCCGCUCGGCGCCUUUAGACAAAGCUCAGCUAACAGGCUAGCAGCCCGCUAGCUCCAAACAUCCGCACAGAUCGAGUUUAAAACCGCAUCAAAGUGCUCUCCGCGCGGCUUCACGCCAUCCGGACGGUCUGGAGUCGCUUCAGGCGUUCGCUCCUGCCGCCACAGCGGUGCUGUGGGCGACAUUAAUCCAGUUUUCGGUCUUCUGUGAGCACUAAUGCUCCGUUAGCCGCCGUUAGCUCAUAUUUUGCCCUGGCUUGCCCGCCAUCUUUUCAAGCGAGGGAGGCUGUGGACGCGGCCGGAGCGGCGCGGCUGUCGGGUGGCUGCAGGGCGGCAAUCCGAACCUCAUCUUCCGCCCCGGGUGUCCGCGCUUGGCGGAAUCGCCGAUUGAACGGGUUCCUGUGGUUUGUGGGGUCACGGCGGUGGCUGUUAGCCGUUAGCUCCGUGGUUAGCCGCUGGUCGGCAGCAGCGUGCCUCGGCAGGGCUCCGACAUGUCUAGAUCCCCGCGGACCCUCACCCGGACGGGCGAUCCGGGUGUGACAGUGCGGGUGUGGGCUGCUCUUCGGGUGUAUGCUUUCCCAGAGCUGCUCUGGGAUGGCGGGGCGCAUCGUGGCGGUUUCCGAAAUCAUCUGUCCGGAGCCUGUCAGUUCUGUGCGUGAGGCCUAUUUUGGGUGUGUGAGAACUCUGUCCGGGGGUUUGAGGGUCCGUCCGGGUUGGUAGGACUGCAGUGAGCUUGUGUGUGUGUUUCUGAGGCUGUGUUUUGACAGCAACACAUUCAAAUGAAAACUUCAGUGGCCUUUUGUGUCUAAUAGCUAAACAUUUUGACCAUGGUUCUGAAGGUGGAACUUUCUGAAACACUUGGACUCUGUCUUUGUGGAAACUGUGGUCCUGGUCUUGGUCGUACUCCUGCUCUACUCCUGGUCCCAGUCCAUAUUGUCCUGGUCGUAGUCCAUAUUCUCUUGGAUUUGGUAGUUUUAUAGUUGACAGGCACCGUAAUAACAAUUAAACUUGGUGGUCUGUUCAUAUGAAUGUCCGUGUUCUCUGCAGUGUGUGUGUGUGUGUGUGUGUGGUUUCAUUACAAAACCAAACAGCACCAGCUAGUGGACCAACACAGAAAUCUACUUUGUUUUCACUGUGUCUUCUGUUUCCAUGUUGUUUAUCAGAGCAUUGCUGUGGAAACGGUUUAAAGUUCUCAGAUUGCAGACUUUAUGGAUGAACUAAGGAGAACCGCUCACUCCAGGUGUCUGUGAAGAUUUAGGGCCCUUUCACACCAGCCCUGUAAAAUCCGGAUUUUAGAUCAAAGCAGGAAUUUCUGGAAAAAUUCUCAUCAUUAAUGCAUGUUUAAACUCUCCCCUGAACUUGGAUCCAGAUCUUUGUGGUGAACCCUGGAUCUGUAGGAUUGGCCCAUCCCGAUGCAGACCUAUGGGCUGUCAGACAGCCUCAGUGAGAGGACGUCAUGUGGAGCUCAGUGCAUUUGAAUAGCAGAAUAAACAAAACCAACGGCACAAGUCAGAAGAAGCAGACACACAAAGAAAGAGUUAGAAUCCUUCUCGUGGGUGACAUGGAGUGGUUAGGAAGUGCAGGUGCUUAUUGGUAGAUGGUUAAAAGACCAUUGUUUGUGGUUAGACGUUAGCUGCUAACCACUAGCCGGUUGCUGGGGCGGGACCUCCGGUUUCGGUCUGCACCAGUCAAAUGAGCCAGAUUUCUUCUUCUGCCUGUCUGGUCAGUGUUCAUUUUGACCAACGGCGCCCCCAAACAAGCAGCUUCUGAAACUGCAUGACGUUGUCCGUACGUUUGGUCUGUCAGUGGUCCGCUCUCAAGAAUGCAGUGUGUACGCAAGCCGAACCAAAAGGAGGCGUGAUAAUUCUCUUCCCCUACCUGCACAGGAGAGCCGAAUCCCGGACCUUCCAGCAAUGAAAGGAGCCUUAAUUUACAAUUUUCACAUGGACUUGACCCAAACACAGAACCCAGUAGAUUCUUUGGUAUGGAUGAAGAAAACAGGUUCUGACAGUUUUGAGUCGGGUGGAAUCGGAAAACUGCCAGAACUGCAGCGGUUCUGAUCUAGAACGACGGUCGAUGUCGGACCGGAGGUCACAGAGAACAGUCUGGAGACCCUCUCGGCUUUGCUUUUUCAUUGCAGAUGUAGUGUUCCGAGGUUUAAAAUGCCCGUACUUGUAAAUCAUCCUGGAGCGUUGUGAAUGGCAUCUUGUUGACGAACAAAACGGAAGCAUGUUGUAGAAAUGCUUGUGUGAGUAACACAAUUCUGAGAUACCUUUAUUACACUGAACCCUUCUGUUUGAUGUCUCGUUUAGAAGCAGCGGGAAAUAAAAACCAAUGAUAGGACUGAUGGGGAACGACUCCAGAACGUUCAUCCACUUCGGCUGCGAGCUUGUCCACACUGUCAGAACUCAGAGACCGUGAGUUCAACUCAGACUGAAGGCACUAAGAAUAUUGGGAACCUUUACACUGGAACACUGGGAAGAGUCCACACAGGGAACGUUGGAAUACUUUCUUCUUAGAACAUUUUAUACUGCAGGUCUGCACUAGGAACACUGGAAACUGUUCACACUGGGGACACGGCAACCCUUUACUGUGAGAACACUUUACACUGGAACACUUUGCAGUUUGAGCACUGGGAAAGGAAUACAGCUCCAAACUUCAAACAACCAGCUUGAAUCUGCUUGCAGUAUUUCAGUUGUGAGUCGGUGUCCCCACUAACUGACUGUGUUUUUCAGGUUGUGCAAUGGGAGAGUGUCUCUUCGAGGGUAUUGGUGACAGCAGCAUCUGAACUGAACACACACACACACACACACACACACACACACACACACACACACACACCCACCCCCCCUCAGCCCACAGCGGCACUUGGAUUCUUCGUCCAGGUUGGACGGCAACGUCCCACAGUGCAUCGCUGCGUCUCUGUCGUCCACCAUGUCGGACGCUCCUGAGGCUGCGCCCGCCAGCCCCCCUCCCCUCAGCAACCCGCCACCCCCUGAGGUCACCAACCCCACCAAGCCUGGCAGGAAGACCAACCAGCUGCAGUACAUGCAGAAUGUUGUGGUGAAAACUCUAUGGAAGCAUCAGUUCGCCUGGCCGUUCUACCAACCAGUGGACGCCAUCAAGCUUUGUCUGGCGGAUUACCACAAGGUCAUUAAGAACCCGAUGGACAUGGGAACUAUCAAGAAACGUCUAGAGAACAAUUAUUACUGGAGUGCCAGUGAGGCCAUGCAGGACUUCAACACCAUGUUCACCAACUGUUACAUCUACAACAAGCCCACAGACGACAUCGUCCUCAUGGCUCAGGCUCUGGAGAAGAUCUUCCUUCAAAAAGUUGCUCAGAUGCCUCAAGAAGAAGUUGCUCUGCUUCCUCCAGCUCCCAAAGGCAAGAACAAGAGCAAGCAGCCUGCUGCUACCACAGUGAGCCAGCAGGCAGAGUCCUCAGCCUCCCCUCCCCCCUCCUACCCCUCCCCCUCCCCCUCUCAGACGCCUGUCAUUUCCACCACGCCCACACCACUCCAGGCCACGCCCCCUGUUUCUGCACCACCGCCCCCUGCAGCCAUGAUGCCGUCGGCACAGCCUGUAGUAAAGAAGAAAGGAGUGAAGAGGAAAGCCGAUACCACUACUCCUACCACGUCGGCCAUCUCCGCCGGCCGCGCAGACUCCCCAUCUGCCCAGGACACCAAACCGGUCAAGCUGGCCUCGUCCCGUCGGGAGGCAGCCGCCCGCCCCGCCAAGACCCGGCGGGAGACGGGGGAGGAGGUCGCAGGUGGCGAGGUGGGGGGCGGGGGAGGGGCCGGAGUGGGCGGCAGGAAAGGGAGUGGUAAGCUGGGUGAGCAGAUGAAGCACUGCGACGCCAUCUUGAAGGAGAUGCUGUCGAAGAAGCAUGCCGCCUACGCCUGGCCAUUCUACAAGCCGGUGGACGCCGAGGCGCUGGAGUUGCACGACUACCACGACAUCAUCAAGCACCCCAUGGACCUCAGCACUGUCCGGAAAAAGAUGGACAAAGGAGAGUACAGUGACCCUCAGAGCUUCUCCAUUGAUGUCAGGUUAAUGUUCUCCAACUGCUACAAAUACAACCCUCCGGACCAUGAGGUGGUGGCCAUGGCCCGCAAGCUGCAGGAUGUGUUUGAGAUGCGUUUUGCUAAAAUCCCAGAUGAGGGCCUGGAGGCGUCGGUUCCCUCCACGACGCCGCUGGUUAGUAAAAGCACCGCCUCCUCCGACAGCAGCAACAACUCCUCCUCCGACGAAUCGUCCGACUCUGAGGAGGAGCGGGCCACGCGGCUGGCCGAGCUUCAGGAGCAGGUUGGUGCUGCCGACCAAUCACAGCUGAAGGCGGUGCACGAGCAGCUGGCUGUCCUCUCCCAGGCUCCUGUCAGCAAGCCAAAGAAGAAGAAAGAGAAGAAAGACAAGGAGAAGAAGAAAGAUAAGGACAAAGACAAGGUCAAUAAAGGAAAGAUAGAAGAAGAGAAGAAGCCCAAGGCUGCUGCUCAGCAGCCCAAACCAGCCAAUCAGAAGAAGGCACCUGCCAGAAAAGCCAACAGCACGGUGACGGCCACCAGGCAACCCAAGAAAGGCAGCAAGACAUUGGGCGGCGGGUCGGCCAACGGAGACGACGGUGAGGAGUCUUCGCUGCCGAUGUCCUACGACGAAAAGCGGCAGUUGAGUUUGGACAUCAACCGAUUGCCGGGCGAGAAGCUGGGCCGUGUGGUCCACAUCAUCCAGUCAAGAGAGCCGUCGCUCAGAGACUCCAACCCAGAUGAAAUCGAGAUCGACUUCGAGACCCUGAAACCCUCUACGCUCCGAGAGCUGGAACGCUACGUCAAGUCCUGCCUGCAAAAGAAGCAGAGGAAGCUACUGCAGAAGGCAGCCGGAAGUGGACCCUCAGGAGGCGGGGCUAGUCGUUUGAGUGGCAGCUCCUCUUCCUCUUCUGAUGACAGCUCCUCGACAGGAACCUCCUCUUCCUCCGACACAGACUGAACACACACACACACACACACACACACACACACACACACACACACACACACACACACACACACACUCCUACAAUUAUCAACUCCACAUAUGCAGACACAGAACAUACACUCAUGUAAACUUCCCUCCUGAACCCACACACACACACACACACACACACGCACACACACACACACACACACACUCAGACUUGGAGACUGUAUGUAAAUAGGCUGACCUGUUUUUUAGCUCCUAGUGUUGUUUUGUUUAAUUUUCCUGGAGAAUGGAGCAGGAGGAGGAAGCAGGGACGUCAGCUUCCAGCUGCUCCACCUGCUGCCAGACGAGAUUGAGUGCGUCCUGCGGGUGGAUUGUGUGUGUGUGUGUGUGGAUUGGCGGAGACGUGGAACCAGGAUCAGGAACUAGCUGCUGUCAGUCCACCACUCGAACCAGAUCUGGACUCGGCGGGUCACCACUACUCCUCCUCGUGCCAAGCCGGCAAUGACCCCGAAGCUCUGAAAACAUUCCAGAAACAUCUGCAGAGCAUCAUGGGAAAAGAGGGGCAGGAGGAUAUUUGUGGGAUGAAAGCGAGAUGGGAGACUGCCUGCUCAUGUGUGAAAGAGGCGGUCCAUGUUGGAGGACAUGAUGAGCUGCAGGACGAGGACAGACUGGGUGCAGAGAGACCCGGUCCUCUGUCCUCCCUCUAGCUGCUCAUCAAGUCUCCUCCAAACAAACUCAACAUCUGAAAGAGGGGACGUCACAGCCGAGAGACGAGAGCAGGACGGGAAGACCAAGGCGGAUACCAAGGAUACCAAGGCGAUGGGUCACUAGGUCACUUCCUGAUGGAGUUUGGAGGGCUCUGGAAGAAACUGUCACGAUGCCACACAGUUGAACGCAGGUACACAGUGACCAAUCAGACAGCAGCAUUUGCUCGGUGAGGCGCUCUGAUUGGUCAACUCUCUGCACCUCGUCUUUCUCUGCCUUAGUGGGUCCCUGCUGAGAGACUCGUCCCCCCUGCCCUGUGUCCCUCGGGGUCAAGGGUGGUCCAGCCCCCCCUCCACUGGUUCUGUUUGCAGAGGGAAACAAACUUUUUUUUUUUUACACUACAUUUCCUUUCUGAUUCUUUGAUUUGUCAGGUUGUGUGAUGAACUUGUUUGUGUCUUCUAAAGCUCUCGAUAUAAAGAAGUCUUUGUACCGCUGUCCUGUUAGUCCCUCCCAUCCUCUCCAAAUCAACCCACGCCUGGCGACGCCUCAGUUACGACCUGGACUCACCGUGACGCAGCAGACCACCGCUCUGCUCCCUCCUCCAGAUGUUUCUCAUUGUAUUUAUUCACUGCGCCGGCGCCCGGAGCUCCUCGUCCGUAAAACGUUCCCGAGCGGAGCUGCCCGGUGGGCGGAGCUGCCCCGCCCACACCGCUCUAACGGGUUCCCUGCAUUACCAUUUGAAAGGUGACAGUCGUCCGUCUCUGUAGCCCGGCUUCGGCGGCCUGCUUUCGCCAUGAGUGAGGACGAGUCUCCAGUUGCGGACGUGUGUGGUGCGUCCACUGGGACUUCUGAUUGGAUGACAGUUUGUGGAGCACCAAUCCGAUGCUUGCGGCUGACUUCACGCCAUGUCAUCAAGGAAACAUUCGGGGACGUUUUACUAACAGGCCAACAGACAGCUCGCUGCCACAGUUACCCCAUUUGUUUUUAGUUGGUCGAACUUUGAUGCUAAUAGUUAAUUUUUGUAUUUUAAUAAGAAAAAGGAAAAAAGUGAUUUUCUGUAUUUGCAUGCACUCCGGCCGUACGUCUGUUCUUUCUUCCGUAUGUUUGAGCACUGUAUAGUAGCUGUAUAGUAGCCGUCUGAGGUGGAGGUAGAGUUAGACGCAGAGAGACCGAGAGGACGAUGCCACGACAACACGACCAGUCGACCAUUUGAUGUAAUUACUGAUAUGGGAUCCUUAUUUUCUGAGUUCAUUUGUUUUCAUAAAUAAACAGAUAAACUGA